Messenger RNA from Aspergillus campestris IBT 28561, 479 nucleotides. Its product is annotated as signal peptidase complex subunit 1. Gene Ontology annotation, biological process: protein targeting to ER. Gene Ontology annotation, cellular component: endoplasmic reticulum membrane; signal peptidase complex. Lineage: Eukaryota; Fungi; Ascomycota; Eurotiomycetes; Eurotiales; Aspergillaceae. The transcript is spliced from 3 exons. The record is from RefSeq and is a predicted model, not a curated record. The coding region runs from base 89 to 397 and encodes 102 amino acids.
CUAAGCUGUCUGUCAACUUAUCUGUCUUUCUACAUCAACGAUCCGCGCAUAUUUCCUCCUGAUAUAAUAAAUCAACUGUAACAUCAUCAUGGAUAACAUCCUCGCUCCCAUCCAGGAUGCCUUCGAAGGUCAAAUAGACUUUCAAGGCCAGCGCAUCACUGAGAUUCUUUCUACGGUUUUAUUGAUUAUUACAGGCGCCAUUGCGUUCGUUGCCGGUUACAUCUACCAGGAUAUUCACCUUACGCUUUGGGCUGGUCUGGCAGGUACCGUGGUGACCGGGUUGGCGGUCAUUCCUCCUUGGCCUAUGUACAAUAAGAACCCCGUGAAAUGGCACGUCCCGCUGGCGAGUGGCUCUCGCGGGGCAGGAGUGGUGGUAGACGGGGUGAGAGUUGCAUGAGAUGCGGAUCGGAUCAUUUGUCCCAAUUAUCCAAAGAAUGAAACUCUGCGCGGGAAGCACUACCCCAGUCCGUUUUCAUCUA